AUGGCAAGUACAAGCGAUAAAAUAAAAGAAAUCGAAAACGAGAUAGCACGCACGCAGAAGAACAAGGCGACUGAAUUCCACUUGGGACUGCUGAAAGCAAAGCUAGCGAAGUUGAGGAAGGAGGCGAUGACACCGAAGGGAGGUGGAUCAACGAGCCACGAGGGAUUUGAUGUGGCUAAAUCUGGCGUGGGCCGAAUUGGAUUCGUUGGGUUUCCAUCAGUUGGCAAAUCAACAUUAAUGUCCAAAUUAACAGGAGUGAAUUCUGAGGUUGCUGCUUACGAGUUCACAACACUCACUGCGAUACCAGGCGUAGUACAGUACAAUGGUGCCAAAUUGCAGAUGAUUGAUCUACCAGGAAUAAUUGAGGGAGCCAAGGAUGGAAAAGGAAGGGGAAAACAGGUCAUUGGUGUAGCACGAUCGUGUUCUCUAAUCAUAAUCUGCCUGGACGUGAGUAAGCCACUCAUGCACAAGGCAGUAAUAGAAAGAGAGUUGGAAGGUGCUGGAAUUCGACUAAACAAGGAGCCACCGAGGAUAAAAAUCACAAAACGAGAGAAGGGUGGAAUAAACAUCACAGGUGGAAAAUUCCCACCUGAAAUGGUGAAACAAAUUAUGGGCGAAUUUAGGCUACUAAAUGCAGAAGUGACGAUUCAGGGGAAUCCAACAAUAGACGAGUUGAUUGACGUGGCUGCUGGAAACAGGAAAUACAUGCCGUGCCUAUACGUUCUAAAUAAGAUAGACGCAAUCAGCAUAGAGGAGUUGGACAUUUUGAGUCGAAUUCCACAUGCUGUACCAAUUAGUGCAGAAAAAGGAUGGAAUUUCGACAUGCUUUUGAAGAAGAUCUGGGCUGAUCUGAAUCUGAUCAGGAUCUACGCGAAGCCAAAGGGACAGCCUGUUGACUACGACGAGCCUGUGAUUCUGAGAGCCAAGAGACGAACCAUCCUUGACUUCUGUAACUCGAUUCAUAGGGCCAUAAUGUCCAAAUUCAAGUAUGCGGUUGUAUGGGGGACAUCUGUGAAGCAUCAGAAGCAGAAAGUGGGAAAGGACCACCUAUUGAAUGAUUGUGACGUAGUACAGAUUAUCAAGAGCAUCUAG
Messenger RNA from Enterospora canceri, 1092 nucleotides. The record is from the annotation of a GenBank genome assembly. NCBI's taxonomy places the organism in Eukaryota, Fungi, Microsporidia, Enterocytozoonidae.